Molecule: messenger RNA, 1197 nt
Organism: Pistacia vera
Lineage: Eukaryota; Viridiplantae; Streptophyta; Magnoliopsida; Sapindales; Anacardiaceae
Product: phospholipase A1-IIbeta
Exons: 1
Coding region: 1-1197 (398 amino acids)
Biological process (GO): lipid metabolic process
Molecular function (GO): glycerophospholipid phospholipase A1 activity
Source: RefSeq, a predicted model, not a curated record
AUGAUAGGAAACAUAGCCAAAAGAUGGCGGUUGCUUAGCGGCCAGGAUAAUUGGAAGAACCUCUUGGAUCCUCUAGAUAUUGACCUCCGCCGCUAUAUUAUUCACUAUGGUGAAAUGGCCCAGGCAACCUAUGAUUCCUUCAUCGCUGAAAAGGCAUCCAAAUAUACGGCGGAUAGUCGAUAUGCAAGGAAAAAUUUGUUCUCCAGGGUGGGUUUAGUUAAAGGCAAUCCAUUCAAGUACAAAGCCACUAAAUACUUUUACGCUACUUCUCAGAUUCCAGUUCCUGAAUCAUUUAUUCUGAAGUCAUUAUCGACUGAAUCUUUGCACAAGGAGUCAAACUGGAUCGGAUAUAUAGCCGUAGCUACUGACGAAGGAAAGGCUUUGUUGGGUAGGAGGGACAUUGUAAUUGCAUGGCGAGGAACGAUCCAAGCAUAUGAAUGGAUUGACGAUUUUGAUUUCCCUUUGGUGUCGGCUUCUCCUAUAUUCGGGGAAGCUACUGAUGCUAAAGUUCAUAGAGGUUGGUUAUCUAUGUAUACUUCAAGUGAUCCACGAUCUGCUUAUGAUGUAACUAGUGCUAGAGAACAGGUUUCUGCUGAGGUGAAGCGACUGGUGGAAAAAUUUAAGGGCGAGGAAAUCAGCAUCACGAUAACUGGCCACAGUUUGGGUGCAUCUCUUGGAAAUUUAAGUGCAGCUGAUAUUGUUGCCAAUGGGCUCAACAAGCCGAAGAAUGAACCUGACAAGCACUGCCCUGUUACGGCGUUCUGUUUUGCCGGCCCACUUGUUGGAGAUAUUGGCUUCCGAAAGAUCUUGGAGUCUAAGGAAGAUCUUCACAUUUUACGUGUGAAAAAUGAACCUGAUAUCGUACCCCAUUAUCCCAUGAUCAAAGGAUACACCGCGGUUGGAGAAGAGCUUGUGAUCAACACCCAUAAGUCAGAGUACUUGAAAUUUCCUGGAGACCUCAAAAGUUGUCAUAACCUUGAGCCGUAUCUCCAUGGAGUUGCUGGAACUCAAGGGAAAAAGGGAGGGUUUCAUUUGGAAGUUAAGCGGGACAUCGCGCUUGUGAAUAAAGAUUUAGAUGCUGUGAAGGAUGAGUAUUUGGUGCCUGUUUCUUGGUGGUGCCUGCACAAUAAGGGGAUGGUUCAAGAGGAUGAUGGCUCUUGGAUACUGAAAGAUCACGAAGAUGACAAUGAGCUUUGA